GCCCGGAGGCUGUCGGGAAGUAGGCGGGGUGACGUGGGGUUGAGGAUCUCCGCGGCGGGUUUGCUGAGAAUUGUGGCCGGCGGCAGCUGGUUGCGGGGGGCGGCCGAGUGCGAGAGUGGAGCGGGGCGGUGUGUGGCUGGGGCCAUGACGGGCAAUGCCGGGGAGUGGUGCCUCAUGGAAAGCGACCCCGGGGUCUUCACCGAGCUCAUUAAAGGAUUCGGUUGUCGAGGUGCCCAAGUAGAAGAAAUAUGGAGUUUAGAACCUGAGAAUUUUGAAAAAUUAAAGCCAGUUCAUGGGUUAAUUUUUCUUUUCAAGUGGCAACCAGGAGAAGAACCAGCAGGCUCUGUGGUGCAGGACUCCAGACUUGACACAAUAUUUUUUGCGAAGCAGGUAAUUAAUAAUGCUUGUGCUACUCAAGCCAUUGUCAGUGUGCUAUUGAACUGUACUCAUCAAGAUGUCCAUUUAGGAGAGACAUUGUCAGAGUUUAAAGAAUUUUCACAAAGUUUUGAUGCAGCUAUGAAGGGUUUGGCAUUGAGCAAUUCAGAUGUGAUUCGACAAGUGCACAACAGUUUUGCCAGACAACAAAUGUUUGAAUUUGAUGCAAAGACAUCAGCCAAAGAAGAAGAUGCUUUUCACUUUGUCAGUUACGUUCCUGUUAAUGGAAGGCUAUAUGAAUUGGAUGGAUUAAGAGAAGGACCAAUUGAUUUAGGUGCGUGCAAUCAAGAUGACUGGAUUAAUGCAGUAAGGCCAGUCAUAGAAAAAAGAAUACAAAAGUACAGUGAAGGUGAAAUUCGAUUUAACUUAAUGGCGAUUGUGUCUGACAGAAAAAUGAUAUAUGAACAGAAGAUAGCAGAGUUACAAAGACAACUUGCAGAGGAGGAACCUAUGGAUACAGAUCAGGGUAAUAUGUUAAGUGCUAUUCAGUCAGAAGUUGCCAAAAACCAGAUGCUUAUUGAAGAAGAAAUACAAAAAUUGAAAAGAUACAAGAUUGAAAAUAUCAGAAGGAAGCACAAUUAUCUGCCUUUCAUUAUGGAAUUGUUAAAGACUUUAGCAGAACACCAGCAGUUAAUACCACUUGUAGAAAAGGCAAAAGAAAAACAGAAUGCAAAAAAAGCUCAGGAAACCAAGUGAAGAGGAUACGUUGGGAUGUGUACUCAGCUCUGCAUCUGAACUUACUCUCCUGCAAACCAUUAAGUCUAAGGAACUUUGAGCAGUGUCCUAAUUGACUCAGUGCACGUUUGGCAAAAGUACCAGUCUGUCUUGUCUGUAAUGCAUGGAUCCGUAACUUUUUCCCCACCUGCAUCAUGUGCAUGUAGUACAUAUUAAAUAAAAUUGAUACUAAGAGUGCUUGCCCAAAUUUUAUUAUUUGACAUUGGAGCUGAAAACUCUUGUUGGUACUCUGGAUAUUUAACUAUAGUCAAGAACCUUGGAAAUGCACAAAUGAUAUUCUUUACCUGUUACUGUUCUAAUUGAUUUUUUUUUUUAGCUUUCAGUUUAUUAAUGUCAGCUCUAAAUUAAGUUGGAUCUUCUGUUUCUUAUCAUUAACAGGAAAUCAAUAUUUUUGUCUUUGAUAUAUUUUGAAACUCAAAACUGAAUUUUAUCUUACAACAAUUAUUUGAUUUUCAUGCCAAUCAAUUGAAAAGAAUGAAAAUAGUUUCUGGUGAUUUUCACUGAUGCCAACAGAAAAGGUAAUAAAUACUCCAAUUUUAUUUUACAAAACUUUCUUGAGGUGUUUGGAGUUCAUGGUAUAGUUAUCUAGAGAAGUCUGGGUAUUAUACUUCAAAACAAAAUUUCAGGUUAAGAACAAAUUGUAAAUUUUAAAGAGUUUUGGUGUUUCUCUGCAUUUGGCAACCUUUAUGCUGUUAGCUGUAUCUUUAUUGAAAGUUACAGGUUUGACAGUUCAGGUUAUUUGCUUUAAAAAAGAAAGAUGGCAGUGGUAGUAGAGAACCUUCUAUGCUAAUUUGAACAAAAUUAAUAGAUUCCACAAUUUCUAAGAGUCGUGUACAAUUUGCUCAUAAUGAAUUAUUUUUUUUCUCUUGAAGUUGUUCAGAUUUUUAUUUUAUAAAUUAACAUUGUACUAUAUUCUUGUUCUUAAGCUUCUUUUCCAAGUUAAAUUUCAAAGGAAGUUUUAUAAAACUUUUUAUAAAGAAAAUAGUCUACUUUUUUCUUUACCAAGCAUGUUUUUAAAGUUGAUAUGUGGCCUUUUAAACAUUAUUUAUUGUAAAAUAAAUUUAACAUAAUUUAUUUUGUUAGGUAGAAUGUGCCCCCGUCUUUCAGCUUUAACACGUGACUUUUCUAGGAUUGUUACAAUUGUGGUAUUAAAUUACUUAGAACCAAUGGGAGGAAACCUGUGAGGAAAUUGAGAAGAAAAAUUAAUGAAAUAUUUUUCAUAUAUAAUUUCAAGUGAAGAUAAUAAGAAUAUGUAGUUUUUAAAUUACUUGUGCAUCAACAUAUUUUGCUCUUGAUACAAUAGUAAUUAUGGAGUGUUGCAAAGCUGUCAUACAAUUUUCAAAAUUUAUCUUAGGCUCAUUUUGAUCUCAUUCAUUUACUUCUUUUUAUUUCUGUAUUUUAUUGAGGCUUCAAUUCUGUAAAGCAACAUAAGGAUUGUUGUAGAAAGUAAUACCUAGUAAUCAAAUAAAUCAGUGGAAUACAAGAGAGGACCUAAAAACAGAUUUAUAUUUUUCUGAUCACUUGAUAUUUUAACAAAGGUGACAAAGCAAUCCAAUGUGAAAGGAGAAUCUUUUCAACAAAUAGAGCCAGAAUAAAGUAGCUGAAUAUUCACAUUGGGAAAAUGAACUAUGAUCUCACUACCUCACCAAAAUGAAUUUGAGUUGGAUCAUAGAGCUAAAGCAUAAUUUUUUUUUUUUUUUUUUUUUUUUUU
Messenger RNA from Fukomys damarensis (Damara mole-rat), 2881 nucleotides. RefSeq names its product ubiquitin C-terminal hydrolase L5 (gene Uchl5). Gene Ontology annotation, cellular component: Ino80 complex; cytoplasm. Gene Ontology annotation, molecular function: cysteine-type deubiquitinase activity; proteasome binding. The record is from RefSeq and is a predicted model, not a curated record. The transcript is spliced from 11 exons. Gene Ontology annotation, biological process: protein deubiquitination; ubiquitin-dependent protein catabolic process. Bases 145 to 1131 code for a protein of 328 amino acids. NCBI's taxonomy places the organism in Eukaryota, Metazoa, Chordata, Mammalia, Rodentia, Bathyergidae.